Phyllostomus hastatus (greater spear-nosed bat) is the source of this 1740-nucleotide messenger RNA. RefSeq names its product PARP1 binding protein (gene PARPBP). The record is from RefSeq and is a predicted model, not a curated record. Lineage: Eukaryota; Metazoa; Chordata; Mammalia; Chiroptera; Phyllostomidae. Gene Ontology annotation, biological process: negative regulation of double-strand break repair via homologous recombination. The transcript is spliced from 10 exons. Gene Ontology annotation, cellular component: chromatin. Bases 223 to 1704 code for a protein of 493 amino acids.
AAAUGUAACCCGCAACUACUCAAACAGCGGAGAGACUGCUGCUCAGGAGGAUCUCCCUUCUGUUGGGUCUGCAUCUCCCUGGUCACCCCACCACCCCAAUCUCCCGAGACGGGUGAGUCUUGACUCUCCCUCACCCACCUGAAACCCAAGAUACAUAUUUCACAUCUGGGAUUUUUGGUUUAUGCCACAUAAAAAAAAAGAAGAUCACCAAAGGAGUAAACAAUGGCUGCGCUUCAACAGAGGUCUGUCUUGGCCAUGAUUAAGGAGUUCAGGAGGAACUGGCACACUCUUUGUGACUCGGAGAGAACCACUGUGUGCGGCGCAGACGCCAUGCUCUUGGCACUGCAGCUCUGCAUGGCAGAGAACAGCAGACAGCACGGUGGAGAAUUUACGGUCUCUCUCAGCGAUGUCUUGUUGACCUGGAAACACUUGCUACAUGAGAAAUUGAACUUACCAUUUGGAACUAUGGAAGUGAUUGACCAUUAUGAGGACAUUAGGAGGACAUAUGAUAGUUUCUUAAAGAAUAGUAAUAUGUUAGAUCUGAUCGAUGUUUAUAAAAAGUGUAGUGUUUUGACUUCUAAUUGUGAAAAUAAUGCCAACAUAUCUGCUAGUCAACUACGGGACUUUCUGUCUGGCAGACAAUCUGCAGCAGAGGAUGAAACUGAUCUUUGUGUAGCACCAUCACCAGUGAGUGAACACAGUCAGGACAAUGAAAAGGUGAAGUUACUAGCAAAGAAGAUGAUCUACUCAUAUUUAAAUCUGCUGGUGAAUUCCAAGAAUGACCUGGCUCUGGCCCAUAUUCUCAAUGUUCCUGACAGAGGGCUGGGAAGGGAAGCCUUCACCGAUUUGAAGCAUGCUGCGCGCGAGAAACAGAUGUCUAUGUUUCUGGUGGCCACAUCAUUUAUCAGAACAAUAGAACUUGGAGGGAAAGGAUAUGCACCAUCACCGUCUGAUCCUCUAAGGACACAUGUAAAAGGAUUGUCUAAUUUUAUUAAUUUCAUUGACAAAUUAGAUGAGAUUCUUGGAGAAAUACCAAAUCCAAGCAUUGCGGGGGGUCGGAUACUUUCUGUGAUAAAGAUGCAGCUGACUAAAGGCCAGAACAGCAGGGAUCCUUUUCAUAACGCAGUGGAGGAAGUUGCUCAGGAUUUGGAUUUGAGGAUUAAGAAUAUUACCAAUUCUCAACAAGGAGAUGUAGCUGUUAGCACCACUGACAUCAGUCCCGCACGGAUGAAGCAAACCUUAAUUAGAUCCCAGUUUUCUUGCACGUAUAAAGACGACGGCCUGAUAAGCAGGAAUACAUGGAAUAACGUUAACUCCACAUCAAAGCCAUCCCGUGUCCUUCACAUGGAAAAUGACCUUUCUGAAAGUGUAAAUUCAUCUGUUGGAAGACCAACAAUUGGAACAAGUGCUGGAAAUGUUCAUCUGGACAGAAGUAAAAAUGCAAAAGUAGAGAGAAAAUCAAGUAGUCAGACAGGAAAUAAAAGCUCAAAAAGGAAACAGGUGGAUUUAGAUGAUGAAAACAUUCUCUGUGAUAAUGGAAAUGAACCACCCCGACAUAAAAAUGUUAAGAUACCUAAGACAUCAAACGAUUUGCAGAAUAAAUUGGAUGGCAAACUAGCCAGAGUAGCAAAAAGCAACAAGUGUACUGCCAAGGACAAAUUGAUUACUGGCCAGACAAAGUUAACUCAGUUUUUUAGACUAUGAAUCAUCUUUUAUGUGCUUUAGAUUUAUGUAUACAUA